Molecule: messenger RNA, 1825 nt
Organism: Pollicipes pollicipes
Lineage: Eukaryota; Metazoa; Arthropoda; Thecostraca; Pollicipedomorpha; Pollicipedidae
Product: cilia- and flagella-associated protein 70-like
Exons: 12
Coding region: 134-1825 (563 amino acids)
Biological process (GO): cilium movement; cilium assembly
Cellular component (GO): motile cilium; extracellular exosome
Source: RefSeq, a predicted model, not a curated record
AUUUUAUCUAUGCAGCACUAAGCCCCGAUUGCCGAAGCAAUCGACUUGUUUUUGGAAGGUCAAAUCGUAGAUCCGCAAGUCUUGUCAGACCACUUGUGAACGGAUGAGUUAUCUACCCUGACGAACAACAGCCAUGGAUAGCGCAACCUCAAGGCCUGAGAAGGCCGUGCUCUCGAUCAUCAUCAGAAGCGGCAGGAAUUGGAAAAACCAAAAAGGAGAACCGCUUCAGCCGUGCGUCUUGAGAUGCGAGUACGGCGAUGGAGUCACCAUCGGCGAGUCGCCGAAGGUCGCAGUUGAUGCCAACGGCUGCGCGGAUAUCGACUUCACGACCACCAUCGCCAUCGAUCAGGAAGUAGCAGAUUGGAACCAGAUGGCUAACACCCCGCUCGUGCUUCUCCUCAUGGAGUCUUCUGUCAAAGAAUCCAGGAAAAAGAAGAGCCCCAGUUUCAACAAAGUCGGAGUGGCUACUAUUGACCUACUUCCUCUCCUCUUCGAGCCGGCCACCGGCGAACAGUGGCACAGGUUCGCGCCCGCGGACCACGUGCUGCCCGACUCUGAGCGCGGCCUGCUGCAGAUGCCCGAGGCGGCGGUAUGCUUCGAGACCAGCGCACCGCUCAUCCCCGACAAUGUGAUCGGCGAGCUGAACAUGCUGACAAUCACGCUGGACUCCUUGUACGGGAUACCGAGUCGUCUAGAGGAGUCUUGGGAAUGCCAUGACUACAUCACGGCGUUGUUCCUUCCCUUCGAACAGACGGAUGAGCUGUUGAGCUACGAAAAGUCGCUCUGCCAGGAGUUCAGCGCCGAGUGGGAGCGACACUACUGGUACGGCAGGACCGGCGGCCAGUCGGACGACGACUUCAUUCCGGCACGCAGACCAACAGAGGGCGAGCCAGAAAGCUCUGGAGAUUUUCGUGGUGAUGACGUCAAUUUCGAGCUAAUGGCCAACGACCGACCCCGGGUCACCAUAAAUACGGAGAAGAGAUUUAUCUUGACGAGGAAAAUGUUGGCCACUUUUGAGGAAUACGCUUCCAGAUAUAAGAUGGUACCUGUGGAGCUGCUUGUCAAGAAGUCACGUCAGGCUCAGGCUGGCGCCAAGGCGCGGAGGAAGACCAUGGAUGAUUUCAUCAGUGUGCAGUUUGGCAUGGCCAUGGUCAAUCUGAGCUACUUGCUGUAUCCAGGAGUGGGCCGGCUGCGCGGUGCCUACCGGAUCCAGUCCCUGGACCCAGCCCGUUACGAGGAGCAGACGGGCGGGCGGCGGAGCCUGUUCCUCCAGCUGACCGCUGGCAGUGCCAUGGAGGACACGGGCUCCAUCGUCAACGGCAAGAAGAGCGAGGUCGACAGGGCUGAGAAGAGGGAGAUCAAAGAGGAGAAGCCAAAGAAGAGCAGGGAGGACGGCAAGGACGGUGACAAGGCGAAAGACAAGGAAAAGCACUCCGCCGGCCUGCCGAUGUCACUGGCCUCCAACCUCAAUAUCCACCUGAUGCCUGAGCUGCCAGCCAGGGCGGAAAACGACGUCUUCAGCUGUGGCAAGAUGUACCUGGUGCUGGACAUACGGAUGCGCACCCCGCUGGUGAAGCGGCACACACUAGAGGAUCUAGCACUCAGCGUGCAGUCCCUGAUUCCACACCGGGACGACGUGACCCGAGAGGCCCGCAGCGCCGCCGAGGCCCAGAACCGCUACCACAAGAAGGUCAAAGAGCUCAGCCAGACCCUGUUGGAGGAGCUGAGGCGCAACAUGCACAAGUACACGGCGCCCGAGAGCGGAGGUGAGGAGAGCCGCUCGCUUCAGCAUUGCGUCUUCACGCUCAUGCUAGCUGGUGGCUAA